GCGAGUGGCCGGACUCGGAUUUGCGGCGCCGGGGACCGGACCCCGGGACACCCGGCAGAAUGGCAGAGAUGCAGGGACUGAUGCAGAGACUGGAGCGGGUGGUCGGCCGACUGGAGUUGCUGUCUGCAGGGUACCACCGGCCUCCUGGGGACUGCGGGGAGAUUAAUGGUGUCAAUGGAGGUGUGGCACCCUCUGUGGAAGCCUUUGAUAAGCUGAUGAACAGCAUGGUGGCUGAGUUUUUAAAGAAGAGCAGGAUCCUUGCUGGUGAUGUGGAGACUCACGCGGAGAUGGUGCAUAGCGCUUUCCAGGCUCAGCGGGCUUUCCUUCUGAUGGCUUCUCAGUACCAACAACCCCAAGAGAAUGACGUGGCUGUGCUUCUGAAACCAAUAUCAGAAAAGAUUCAGGAAAUCCAGACUUUCCGAGAGAGAAACCGGGGGAGUAAAAUGUUCAAUCACCUCUCGGCCGUCAGCGAAAGCAUCCCUGCCCUCGGCUGGAUAGCUGUGUCCCCCAAACCCGGUCCUUAUGUCAAGGAGAUGAAUGAUGCCGCCACCUUUUACACUAACAGGGUCCUCAAAGACUACAAACACAGCGAUUUACGCCACGUGGAUUGGGUGAAGUCAUAUUUGAGCAUUUGGAGUGAGCUGCAAGCAUACAUCAAGGAACACCACACCACAGGCCUUACUUGGAACAAAACCGGUCCAGUAGCAUCAACUGCAUCAGCAUUGUCUGUCCUCUCCCCGGGGCCUGGCCUUCUUCCACCCCCUCCUCCUCCCCCUCCCCCCGGGCCACCUCCACUCUUUGAGAAUGAAGGCAAAAGAGAGGAGUCCUCCCCUUCACGCUCUGCUCUAUUUGCCCAACUUAACCAAGGAGAAGGAAUUACGAAAGGGCUUCGGCACGUCACAGAUGACCAGAAGACAUACAAGAAUCCCAGCCUACGGACUCAAGGAGGACAAACUCCAUCUCCUACCAAAAGCUACACUCCAGGCCCCAGGGCUCCCCAGUCUCAUCCUCCUCAGAAGCAUACUCCUGUGUUCGAGCUGGAAGGAAAGAAAUGGAGAAUAGAGUACCAAGAGGACAGGAAUGACCUGGUGAUUUCAGAGACGGAACUGAAACAAGUGGCUUACAUUUUCAAAUGCAACAAGUCCACUCUACGGAUGAAAGGAAAAAUCAAUUCCAUUACAAUUGACAACUGUAAGAAGUUUGGCCUCGUGUUUGACAACGUGGUAGGCAUCGUGGAAGUGAUCAAUUCCAAGGAUAUUCAAAUGCAAGUAAUGGGGAAAGUGCCAACAAUUUCCAUUAAUAAGACAGAAGGCUGUCACAUAUACCUCAGUGAAGAUGCGCUGGACUGCGAGAUCGUGAGUGCCAAAUCGUCUGAAAUGAAUGUCCUUGUUCCUCAGGAUGGUGAUUAUAGAGAAUUUCCUGUUCCAGAACAGUUCAAGACAGCCUGGGAUGGAUCCAAGUUGGUCACUGAACCUGCAGAAAUUAUGGGCUAACCUCCAGAGAGACCAAACCCCCUGACCUGAAUCCA
Messenger RNA from Neomonachus schauinslandi (Hawaiian monk seal), 1528 nucleotides. RefSeq names its product cyclase associated actin cytoskeleton regulatory protein 2 (gene CAP2). The record is from RefSeq and is a predicted model, not a curated record. The transcript is spliced from 13 exons. Gene Ontology annotation, cellular component: cytoplasm. Gene Ontology annotation, biological process: cytoskeleton organization; cell morphogenesis; regulation of adenylate cyclase activity. NCBI's taxonomy places the organism in Eukaryota, Metazoa, Chordata, Mammalia, Carnivora, Phocidae. Gene Ontology annotation, molecular function: adenylate cyclase binding; actin binding. The coding region runs from base 60 to 1493 and encodes 477 amino acids.